CCGGUCCCAGACACUGCCUCCAACACAAGCUCCCACUUGCCUACCUCCUUGCCUCCCCCCUCCCCUCUUUGCUUCUCGCAAACUACCCUCCCCCACCCUUGCACGCACACACGCACGCACGCACAAACACAUACUCGAGUUCCCGGCGCUCUUCGCACCGCUCUCCCCUUUUUUUCUUUCCCAUCUGGCUUAGCCCGGGCAUCGGCUCCUCCCUCCUGCACCGCCGCUAUGAGCUCCUCGCCCCAGCCGGCCCCUGUGGUCCCCGCGGCUCCGGUUUCGGCUGCCUUCGGGCGGCCAAAGCGUCCGAGCCAGGCGAUUGCCGAGUCCAGCGCUCAGUCGGCCCUGCAGCGCCGGUCUAAGCGUCGUCGCGUCUGCCCGACUUGUGGCGACUUUGACGAGGAUGCUCGGCCUGGAGUCGUCCUGCGCAACCAGGCCUCCGCCCCCGGGCAGCCGGCCCCGCGGACCCUGGUCGAGGACGAUGUCACCGGUGAGGUGGCCUGCUCUAGCUGCGGUUCCAUCGUCGAGCUGAUGCUUGAUGAGCGGACCGAGUACCGAACCUUCAGCAACUCCGAUAAGAUCAACACCUCGGACCCCAACCGUCUUGGAGGUGUCAUCGAUCCAUCCCGCGAUGGUAUUGAUGGCAACGCCCUGACCAUCGGCUUCCGUGAUGGUGGUAGCGGCGUGGCGCGCACCCUGAUGCGCACUCACAACCGUGACAACAGCUCGAUGAACCAGAAGACCAUUGACAGUACCCAGCGGAAGAUUGCCAACAUCUGCCGCGACCUGAACCUCUUGACCAAGAUUGAGCGGGAGGCGGUCAACCUCUUCGUGCAGUACGAGUCAAAGAUGAGCGGGCGGUCCACCGACUCCCUGGUAGGCGCCUGUAUCUACUUUGCCACCCGGUUUAAGAAGCAGUUCAUCGAGGAGAAGGCCAUCGCGGAUGCCGCGAGCAUUGAGGAGAAGCAGUUCAAGAACACGGUCAAGGGCCUGCGCACCCUCCUGGAGGAGGAUGGAUGCAGCGUGCCGAUGAUGCACCUCGAGCGGCCGGUCGAGUACUACUGCCACAAGUGGGGCUUCAAUCCGCACAUUGUUCAGAACGCCUCGAUCAUUGCCUCGCAAGUUCGCGAGAACUAUCUCCUCUCGGGCAAGAAGCCGACCACCAUCACGGCUGCCAUCAUCUUCAUGGUGACCAACCUGACGGGCGAGCCCACCACCAGCAGUCAGGUGUCCGAGGUCACUGGUGUCGGUGAGAAAACCUUCUUGGACAUUUACAAAAUCCUCCGGAAGCAUCGCCAGGAACUGGUGGCCAAGCUCCCGCAAAACCGCAUCAAGAUCAACCCCGACGACCUUCCCCAAGCGUAAGGUGGUCAACAAAGGGGAUAGGCGUCACCUGACGGGGCCCCUCCCCUGCCUGCUCUCCGUCCUCUCCCGGCCCGCCUUUGACCUUCUCUCCUCGCCAGGAGGAAGGGGAAGGGGCAGACGGGAGGACGGGGGGAACCACCAUGGCCGUGAGAGGGGGGACAUCUCACUUGGGACGCGAACCGGCCCCUUUUUCUUUUUUUUUUUUUUUUUUUCUUUGUCCUCCCCUCUCCCCCCUUCGCGCACGCGUGUGCGCAACACCCACCGGCGGCGUACACACACAAGAGGCAGACAUUGAUGUGUAUGUGUAUGUCCGGUGGUGGGCAAAAAUACAACCCCGUGGAAGAGGGUCGGGCAAAUGUCCA
Fonticula alba is the source of this 1724-nucleotide messenger RNA. RefSeq lists its product as hypothetical. The record is from RefSeq and is a predicted model, not a curated record. Gene Ontology annotation, cellular component: transcription preinitiation complex; nucleus. The coding region runs from base 229 to 1362 and encodes 377 amino acids. Gene Ontology annotation, molecular function: TBP-class protein binding. Gene Ontology annotation, biological process: transcription preinitiation complex assembly; DNA-templated transcription initiation. Lineage: Eukaryota; Rotosphaerida; Fonticulaceae. The transcript has 6 exons.